ACUGCAAUAUGAUAUUGUACUAUAAUUGUGAAGACCCUCUAGAAGUGUUUAUUGUGUUAUAAAUUAAAAAUCAAUCAAUUUUUGAUAAACGUCGAGAACUAUUGUCAUUGUGAAGUGAGGCUUUAAAAUUUAUAAACAAAAAAUUAAAAUGUAUCCUUCCGACUUGAUUUUAAUAGUGUUAGUGGCCUGUUUAAAAGUGCAAUCCUGUGGUGCGCGUCCCUACGACACCGAUGACAUGAACGCACAAUCUGAUAAUGGGCUCUUUAAAUAUAAGCUGCCAACGGAACUGAUCGACGACACUGUGGUAAUCAUAAACGGAACCCUAAACAAAAAUCAAAAAAUGUUCACUGCGAAGUUGCCAUCACAAACGAGUCAGGAUGCUGAUUGCAUGAUUGUCUAUGAUUUUCAAGAAUCACAAUUGAAAGUCAAGCCAGCUUCUUCACAAGACCAAGUGCCGUACAAUAUGGAUGAUGAAAAAAAGACAUUUAAUCUGCGUUUGAAAGCGCGGAACCAAAUAAUCGACUUUCAAUUUGAGGGCAAUGACGCCGGACCAAGCGAUAUCCUUGCAUGUAAAAUUAAAAACUUUCAAGACAUCAGUGGAAUUGUUAUAGAAGGCAUAGAAAAUGUUGACACUCUACUAUUUGAAUUCCCCAAAUGAAGAAAGUAGGGCUACAUUGCAGGGAAUCUCUCAAAUUAUUUCAACAUGCUUCGCGCCUGUGAAUAUCGUCUUACGGCGAUACUAUAGAAGUCUUGUUCAACUGGCGAGAGAAGAAAUAAAGUUGCAUUAUAAUUAUUAUAAGCGCACGACAGACAAGAGUACAGUGGAACUCAGCAGAUGAAGCAAUUACUACCUACUGUAGUUAGAUACUAUGAUAAGAUCUUGAUGUGAAUGAAUGAUUUGGUGAUAAUAAUGAUCGUUUUUGCACUUAAA
Manduca sexta (tobacco hornworm) is the source of this 931-nucleotide messenger RNA. RefSeq lists its product as uncharacterized. Lineage: Eukaryota; Metazoa; Arthropoda; Insecta; Lepidoptera; Sphingidae. Bases 149 to 658 code for a protein of 169 amino acids. The transcript has 4 exons. The record is from RefSeq and is a predicted model, not a curated record.